Molecule: messenger RNA, 942 nt
Organism: Parascedosporium putredinis
Lineage: Eukaryota; Fungi; Ascomycota; Sordariomycetes; Microascales; Microascaceae
Source: the annotation of a GenBank genome assembly
AUGUUUCUGGAAGACGAGCGCUACCUCCACGAGGACUUGGAGCGGCUCGAGCAGGCUAUUGCCGACCGCAUCGGAGAUGACCCCAAGCACAUACGCGACAGGUUGAAUAAAGACCACGAGAUUGCGCAACUCCUCCAACAGAUCAAGGAACAGUCCGCGUCAUUACUAAAACUCUACCGGGACGAAGAUUCCGGCUUAACAAACGAGAUCCAGCGGAUAGGGACCGGUGAUCCUUUCGACGAGUUCUACCGAGAGGUCACAGCCAUCCGUGAUCAUCACGCUCGCUAUCCCAACGAGCAGGCAGAGAACACCGAAGUGCGCUACCGCGCGAAGCGGACGGCGGACGGCGAACUCAUACCUUAUGUCAUAGACGCCCUGUUCUCCGGAGAGGAAGCCUUUGGCCGGUUUCUGGAUCUCCAUGCGUGCCACGACUCAUAUCUCAACCUGCCCAACGUCAAGCGCCUCAACUACAUACAGUAUCUGGAGCUGUUUGACAACUUUGCCGUCGGCGCUGGAGGGAUAAAGCGAGACGACAAGUUGACGGAUCAGUAUUUUAAAUAUCUAGGGGAGCUUGCGGACUACCUCGAGUCAUUUAUGCGCCGAACCCGACCGCUGGAAAACGUCGACAAAGUUGUCGCGGAUUUCGAUAACGAGUUCGAAGCUGCCUGGGAGAAGGAUGAGGUAGAAGGGCGGCUCAAAGAAAAGGCAGUCGCGGAGCGAGAAUUCCGAAUCAAGCGCUUAGCCUCCGCUAUGUCCACGGAGCGCGGCGAUACCAGAAUUAACGUCGAAAGGAAACAAGGCAUGACGGAACGCGAGCGACAGCAGGAGCUCGAUAACCUCAUGAGCAUGGCGGACCGGACCCAGCAGGCGGCGGCGCCAGAGGAGGCGGAAGGGGACGAUGAGGGCGAAGAGAGGAUCUACAACCCCUCAAGCUUCCUCUAG